UCCAGCAUUGCCAUUGUUGGAGUCGGCCAAGUUGGCGCCGCUGCUGCCUAUGCGCUCAUUCUAGGUUCAAUCGCCAAUGAAUUGCUCUUGGUUGACAAGAAUGUGAGCUUGAGAGACGGCCAAGUCUGCGAUCUCUCAGAUGUAGCGUAUAGCUGCAAUAGCCGAACGAAGGUACGAGCAGCCAGUUACCAACAGGCGGGCCAAUGCGAUAUUAUAGUGAUUACCGCGGGAUCAAGGCACAUUACAGACCAUACUUACCCCGAAUGUGUCCAUCGAAAUAUCUCAACUAUCAGGACCAUACUCGACGGAAUGAAGCCUCUUAAAUCAGACGCUGUUCUGCUUGUCGUCUCGAGUCCUGUCGAUUUACUCACAUCCCUUGUCCUGCAGCUCUCCCAGCUUCCGCCGUCUCAAGUCCUGGGCUCAGGCACGUAUUUGGACUCUAUACGACUUCGGGGGAUGUUGGCGGAUAGGCUUGGGGUCGCGGCAAAGUCAAUUGACGCAUUCGUACUGGGCGUGCAGGGGGAAUCGCAGGUGACGGCCUGGUCUGCCGCAACAGUUGGCGGCGUCCCAAUCAACGAGUGUCUCUCAAAAGGGGCUUUGAUCAAUCGUGCCGGACUUUCUAGCGAGUGCCAGAACCGAUCACAAGGUAUAAUUCGGGCGAAAGGAGCAACACCAUUUGGCAUUGGUUCCGUCGUGUCCGGCAUCUGCUCUUCCAUCAUUCUGGAUAAAGGCACCGUUCAUCCUAUAAGCCACUUCCAGCCGUCUUUUGGCUGUUGCUUCAGCUUGCCUGUGGUGCUAGGAAGGAGAGGAAUACAACGCAAAGUCCAGAUGUCGCUAGACUUUGACGAAGACGCUCAGAUAACGGAUUCGGCAACGGCACUCAAGAGGAGGAUUGAUCAAGUG
This is a messenger RNA of Trichoderma atroviride IMI 206040, 903 nucleotides long. RefSeq lists its product as uncharacterized. Gene Ontology annotation, biological process: pyruvate metabolic process; lactate metabolic process. NCBI's taxonomy places the organism in Eukaryota, Fungi, Ascomycota, Sordariomycetes, Hypocreales, Hypocreaceae. Gene Ontology annotation, molecular function: L-lactate dehydrogenase (NAD+) activity. The record is from RefSeq and is a predicted model, not a curated record.